Funneliformis mosseae is the source of this 6027-nucleotide messenger RNA. Lineage: Eukaryota; Fungi; Glomeromycota; Glomeromycetes; Glomerales; Glomeraceae. The record is from the annotation of a GenBank genome assembly.
AUGCGCACAACGUUACAAAAUUCAGAGAAAGAACUUAAGAAAGAUCCUGGUAUACCGAAUUUGUAUCCGUUUAAAGAUCAACUCUUGAAUAAAAUCGAACAGCAGAAAAUAAAACUUGAAGAUGAAAAACAACGACAAGCGAGUGCACGAAAUUCAUUGUUCGAUAAGAAUCGAAAUUUAAAUUUUACGUCGCUUGCUAAAGAUGUAUCUAACCGCAAUAUAGUUUUUGAUAAUGAUCAUAAUUCUGAGGAUGAAGAGGACGGAGUAAUAGCAUCUGUAGAUGCGGCCGCUGUUGGACAGAAAGAUAACUCUCGCAAAGCAUAUUAUAAAGAAUUUCGUAAAGUUCUUGAGACAGCUGAUGUGAUUUUGGAGAUAUUAGAUGCUCGCGAUCCUUUGGGCUGCAGAACUAAACAAGUUGAAAAGAUGAUAACAGAAAGUGGAUCUACCAAAAGAAUCAUUUUGGUGUUGAAUAAAAUCGAUCUUGUUCCCAGAGAAAAUAUAACCCAAUGGCUUAUAUAUCUCCGUAAAGAAUUUCCAACAGUUGCUUUUAAAUCCUCCACUCAAUCACAACGAAAGAAUCUCGGACAUUCUUCUUCAUCGGUGUCUACCGCAUCAAAUAAUAUAAUAAAACACAGCAAUGAAUGUUUAGGUGCUGACACACUUAUUACGCUUCUUAAAAAUUACUCUCGAAGUUUGAAUAUAAAAACUUCAAUUACUGUUGGAGUAAUCGGUUUUCCAAAUGUCGGAAAAUCCUCUGUUAUUAAUUCCUUAAAACGGUCCAAGGUUUGUGGUGUAGGUGCCUCGCCAGGGUUAACAAAGUCUGCACAAGAGAUUCACUUGGACAAGAAUAUAAAGUUAUUGGAUUGUCCUGGGAUUGUAUUUACUCGUAAUCAGUGGGGUGACGGGCAUGCGGAAAUUUUGUUAAGAAAUUUUGAACUAAUCGUUUCUCGUUGUAAACCUGAACAACUAAUGAACAGAUAUAGUGUUCCAAUGUUCAGGCAUACUAACGAAUUCCUUUUACAUCUAGCCCGCCAAAGGGGCAAAUUAAGACGUGGUGGCAUCCCUGAUCUUGAUUCUGCGGCAAAGAUAGUUUUGCACGAUUGGAAUUCUGGCAAGAUACCAUAUUAUACUGUACCACCAACAGCUGCAAAAGAUAACGUGAUUCUUGAUAGUACGAUCGUUUCAACAUGGAGUAAAGAGUUCAACUUGGACGAGGUGUGCAAUGAGAGUGAAGAUCAAACUAUUCUUGAUAGUGUGAAGACUAAGAAUGAUUUUGGAAGUUCUGCUAUUGUGACGACCGGAAAGUUUCCGGAAAUAGAGAUGGAUGAUUUUAUUGACAACGAUGACUCUCAAAGUUUUUACAACAGCGAUGAAGCUCCAGAAGCAAUUCCAAUGGAAGUUGAAGAAAAAUCAACGGAGCUUGUUGUGCCUCAAAUGAAGCCCAAGACAGUUACUUUUGCUAACCCCCCUCAGCAGAUUUUCUCAAAAUUAGAGUUAGAACUUAAUCCGCAAGUGAAUAAAAAUAAAAAAAAAGAGUCUAAAAAGGCGAAGAAAGCGUCUAAAAAGAAGGAUCAAAUGAAAUCUGACGAUUCGAUUCACAUGGAAGAUGUAGUUAAACAGGACGAUGGAUCAAAUCAUCACACACAAGAUAUGGGAAAAACCAAAAAUGAAGAAGAUCGUUAUGAUUUUUCCGAAUUUUUUGGAAAAUUAUCCUAUUCCUAUACGCAAAAUAUGGGCAAAAAGUCGAAGGAUAAAAAAACUCAUAAACAUAAACAUAAACGUUCGCAUAGAGAUUCUUCUCAAAGUGAACGCCUUAGUAACGAACAAACAAUAAAUGAACAGCCACGACUCGAGCAACCUCGUACGAGAAUUAGACUUUCAUACAGACGAACUGAUGACGAUGACAAUCCGAGGGUGGAAAGUAGUUCUCAAGUGCAAGAUAAUAACGAGGAGGAAGAUCUUGUCGAUGAUCAAAUGAAUGUAAAUGUAGAGGAUAACGAAAUUGCCUCUGCUUCGAGAGAAACCCCUCGAAGAACGAUAUUGAGAUUGAAAUUUAAUCCAGAUUCAUCAUCAAAAAAGAAUAAAAAGCGUAAGCAUAAACAUAAACGCCGCUCCGAAGUUAUUGAGGCUUCGUCAUCGCAUUCUCAUGAAAAAGUCAACAAGGGAAAACGUAAAGCACGGGAUCUUAUUGAAGGUUCAAAUCUUGAAGAUUCUGAUCGAAAACAAAGUGAUAAAGGUGAUGAUAUCGUAUCAACCCAUUCUCGAAAGAAGGUCAAACAUCAAAGGAACAUUGACGUGAAUGAAAUUGUUGCUGCCGGUGAAAAUGUAAACACACAAUCGUCGCUGAAUUAUCAGUCAAAGCAAGUUUCACCUAAUGUUGUAGAUGUAGAAGAUUCCUUGACUGACGUAAAUCUAUCAGGUGGAGUUAAUACGGAUACUUCAAAGGCGGAGAACGUUACCAUUUCUUUUAAUAAGGAAAUAUCAAAAGUAAUACAAGAUAUUAAGAAUAAAGAGGAGAAUGAGAAAUCAUCAACUCAUGAUUUAUCUAAUCAAAAACAAUUAAGUGGUGAAGGUACAAAGAAUCAAUUAAAGAGGGUCGCCGGUAAGAAACCCCUCGAACAUAUAGUAGAAGCCGGUCCUUCAAUUUAUGCGCAAGAUCGCAAAGAAGUUUCCGGUAUAACAUCAUCUUAUCAACUUAGAGAAAAGCGUUCAUAUCCACCUAGUUUUAAAGAUGUUAAUAAACCGGAUGAAUCACGUCCCUCAAAAGUUCACAAAGUCUCUUUGAAGACCGUUCAGUCAUUUCAAGAAGGUGCUGGUGUUAUUACGUCACCUAAAAGUUCCGAAAUCCACACAUCACAGCAAACUAAGUUCGCUACAACUAAAUGUCAUGAUAUCUCCGAAGAUGUUAAUGGCAAGUCGACAAUCAAAGAUGUUACUACAUCACCUUCUACCAAAGCCGGGCCUGUACGUAAGCUGGGAAGGCCUCCAAAAUCACUACAAGAGGCUCGUAACAAUAUUCAACGUAAUUGGACAUGGCAGAAAAAGAAGAAGGAUCUCAAGACAAUCUUGAAUAAGUUAUUGGACUCUUUCGAAAAGAAAGAUGCGUAUGGUUUCUUUUUGGAACCUGUUGAUACAAGCAUCGUGACUGAUUAUUCGACCAUUAUCACAAAUCCUAUGGACCUCGGAACGAUGCGUAAGAAGGUGGCAAAUAAUGAAUAUACAACCAUUGAUACAUUCAAGGACGAUCUUGCAAUUAUUUGUAAUAAUUGCAAGACAUAUAAUGCUCCAGAAACUUUAUAUUAUAAAAGUGCCGAAAAACUUUGGGCUUUUGGCGAAAAAUCUAUUGAACGAGAAAGAGAUAGUAUUCUAUUAGAAGAAGAAAAGGCAAAAGCAUUGGAAGAAAUUAUUGAUAUUGAAUAUGGAGGCAAGAAGUCUAAUAUUAACGUUGGCAACAAUGCUUCUAGCAGAGGCUCCUCCGUUUCUUCAAGGCCCAUGAGACAACCUAGAAGAACGAAGCGAGGAGAUCCGCGCAAACAAUUUGCACAGGAUGGUUCAGUUUUGCCUUUUGGAAAUCCUGGAGAGCUUUUGCCAAAAGCACGACCCUUUGGCGAGACACCAUUACUUACAGUUAUAUCAUCAAAAGCCCAACGUCCAGCACGAUUUGAAGAUUAUGGUCCAUUCGCGACGUUAGGAAUGGACGCGCCAUAUUAUUCACCAUCCGAAAAAGAAUAUUUCUAUAAUAUAUAUGGUGAUGAAAGGGGAUACGCUUAUUCUCAAAGCAUAAAGAACUUUGUCAAAGAUAUGGGUGAUGAAAUGAACUCGCAGGUUGACAACUUCCUUAACAAAUUGACUCGAGGUGCAUACAGUGUCGACCAACAAAUUGCUAACAUGGAGACAGAACCUAUUGAUACGUCCGCUGUCUUGGACACCGAAUUUGGCCCGGUUAAUGUGGGUAACGAACUCGGCCAAAUUCGGCGCCUCCCUGAACUUAGAAAACAAAGAGCAGAGUUGGAAAUGUGGCAAAACGAAAAAAUCGAUCUAGACUUUCUAGUAAGCGAUCAGGAAGCCAGUUCCAUGUUGGCCACUCUCGGAGACACCAGUUUCCAAGAAAUGUUGGAUCUCAAUGCCAAGUCAUUGGCCGAGUUAAUCGCGGUAAAGAAUAACGAAAAUGCUGUUGCUCAUCAAGGGACACAGAAACAGCUUGUCGACGAUGUGCAACAUCGUCUGUUCCAACUUGCUCAGCACGCGCCUAGGAGCGAGAUUAAAUCGCGUGCAAUAUCUCCUAUGCAAUCAUACGUAAUGCCGGUUCCCGUGGUCGGUUCACAGGCGACAAAAACACAGAUACCGAAACAUUCUACGUCGGGUGUGGAACAAAACGAUCCAAUCAGUGCAUUAGCGCCGUCCUUGCCCGAAUUUCUUGCUAUAAGUGGAAAAGGUCGUACUAAGCCGUGCAAUUAUAAUCCUGCCGGAAAGUGUGCCAAUUGUCAGACUACCGAUACUCCCGGAUGGCGAGCGGGAGAAACUUCCGAUCAAAAAUUGUGUAAUGCAUGCGGAUUGUAUUACGCAAAAAACAAAUCUCACAGACCUCCAAACCUGUGGGCUACUUCAUCGCCGAUGAUGGAAACCGAUGCUGGCUCCAAGAAUUGGUUAAAGGAGAGGGCUGCUAUAUCUGCCGCUCAUAGACGUCAGAAAACCGACCCUGCUGUGGCACGUCUUAUCGAAAAAGCCGAUCAAUUACAUAAAGAACGUACGCAGAAACGCUUACAUGAAACGGUCGAAGAAGAUGAGGUUAAAGAUGAAGUUCCGGAGCCUGUUGCGAAUAAUGAAGGUAUAGACUGUCGUACGAAUGUAAAAAGUUCGUUUCGCCGCAGUGUAUUAUUUUCAUCCCCACUAAAUUAUUCGUCGACGCCAGCUGAGGACGAAGAACUAGAAGAUAUUGAUGCAAUUGUAAAUGUACCCCCACCUAAAGAGAUAGUCGUUAAAGGUAAGACAACCAUUGAAUGUUAUGUAGAUAGAAUACCUUGUACGACAAUUGAUGAAUAUCUUGUUAAAAUAGUCUCCCAGAAAUCUGAUGAAGAUACAAUCGCAUCAAAUCAUAGUAAUGAGGAUGUAUACCGUUCGUUUGUCGAAUCCGUCCUUGAGCAGGGGUUAACAACCGAAUCUUCCUUGGAGUUAUCGUUUGAUCUAAAACCUGAAGACAUACAAAUCAAAGAAGAGGAAGACGAAGAGGAGGAAGAGGAGGAAGAGGAGGAAGAGGAGAUGAAAGAAUUGGAAAAAGCGGAGAAAGCGGAGAAAGCGGAGAAAGCGGAAGAGGAAGAAUUUCAAGAGGAACAAGCAAAUGAAGAUGGAGCUUAUAAUGCAGAAGAAAAAAUACAAGAGGAAUCAAAGAAUACAAAUUCGGAGCUUAAUCCUCAUGAAGAAAUUAAAGAUGACAUAAAAGAACAAGUGGAUGAUAAAUCAAGCAAAAAAAAAGAACCAAAAUUAACAGAAGUUGAAUUAGAUUCAAAACAUGAUGACUGCAGAAUCGCAGAACUCACAAAUAGAUGCAAUGUGGAGGAGAGUUCGUCCAAUGACAAGUUUAAAUUGGUUCUACCUCCUGAUUUGUUAAAAUCAAGAGAUUUUAAUUUAAGUUUUGACGAAGGUGAAGCUUCGGGAUCAGGAUAUUUUGACAAAGAAGGCAAAGAAGAUAAUGAUUUAAAUUUUUACGGUUCUGACGAGGGUGAAGCUCUGAAAUCAAGAGAUUUCAACAAGGAAAACGAUUUAAAUUUUUACGAAGGUAAAGAAGAUAGCAAUGACAAAGAAAGUGAAGACUUUAUAAAUGAUAAUAGCUACGAUGAUCGUAAUGAAUCCAACGCUAAUGAAAGAAGAGAUUUUAAUCUCCGUACAAAAAAAAGAAUUAAUUAUAAUUAUGGUCCUUCGCCCAAAAGGCGUCGUAGAAACAAUUCUGUUUUACGAACGUCUCUACCAAUAUCAUCGCCUCAAUCUUAUUCUUUACCAUCUCCUUCGCCUAUAAGAAGAGAUGUUUAA